AUGAGCUUCUACAAAGCAAACAAAAAGCCUCUGUUACACGGAAAAGUUGGCCUUUUUUCCCGCAAACGAAACGAAGGGCCUCCUGCAGAGGAUCUUGCUGCCGCACACACGACGCGCGGAAAGAAAGCACGUUUCUCCCGCAACUGUUACAACAUUGCCGUGUUGCGAGACGAGAUACCUGGCUGCAUACGUCUGUGGAAAAAGCACAAAUGUGCUUUUACAAAGCAAACAAAAAGCCUUCUUUACACGGAACCCUUGGCGAUUGUUCCCGCAGACGAAAUGAAGGGCCUGCUGCACAGAAUCUUGCUGCCCCAACGGAACUUUUGGCGAUUUUAUCCGCAGGCCUAG
Messenger RNA from Symbiodinium natans, 348 nucleotides. Lineage: Eukaryota; Dinophyceae; Suessiales; Symbiodiniaceae. The record is from the annotation of a GenBank genome assembly.